Molecule: messenger RNA, 5595 nt
Organism: Myripristis murdjan (pinecone soldierfish)
Lineage: Eukaryota; Metazoa; Chordata; Actinopteri; Holocentriformes; Holocentridae
Gene: ppp1r9ala
Product: protein phosphatase 1 regulatory subunit 9A-like A
Exons: 19
Coding region: 1-4419 (1472 amino acids)
Biological process (GO): actin filament organization; calcium-mediated signaling; neuron projection development
Cellular component (GO): dendrite; actin cytoskeleton; cytoplasm
Molecular function (GO): actin filament binding
Source: RefSeq, a predicted model, not a curated record
AUGAUUAAAACGGAAAGCAAAGGAGGAGAGAGGACGCUGCGGAGCGCGUCACCCCACAGAAAUGCAUACAAGUCAGACUUCCACGCCAUUAAGUGCUCCUUUGAUGGAACAAAAUCCGAGGGCGCCGCGAAGUCAUAUGCAAAUGGCUCCAGUGACACCCGGGAGGAAACAAGGGGGAGGCCUUUUGGGAAUCGAGUGAACAAGAUAAAGAACAUAUUCCUCCAAAUGGAUGGUCAACAAGAGGGUCAAGAUGGGAAAGUGACUUUAAAAUCCGAUGCAGCCCAAGUGUCCCCACAGAAGCUUCAGUUUCCUGUCAACACACACAAAAUUAACUUCAAUAGUGCUGCAAACCCAGAAUCACAUAAUUUAGAUAAAACUCCCAAAGGGGAAGAUGCUGAGAUUGACAAAGCAGCUUUGGCAGAGAAGUUUUCUGUGACCAGAAAACUCUUUGAAAGGGGCAUCAAAGAUCAGCCUGCAGCUGAAAAACAGUCUCCAAACAGAGUAGUGAACCGUGUAUCCCUUGGUGGGGCCUCUGAUGAAGGGAAAAACACAAGGAGAGCGUCAGGAUCCUCCGAGACCAGCAUCAGACCAGAGCAGACUCCGGUGUCAACAGCUAAAGGUCGACCUGAUGAGAAGACUGAUGCUGAGGAGAAAAGGCAAGUGUCUUGGGUGUCACUGAAUGCUGGACCAAUCUCCAAGAGGUUAGAGAACUUCAUGGCAGAGAAUGACUCGGAGGAUGCCAGCAGAGCCAGUUCAAAAGGUGUAACAGUCUCUUCUAAAGUAUACAGUUCCAAUGAACACUCACUGCCUACCUCUCCAACAAGGGACAGCUUCCACAAACCUACUUCUGUCAAAGAAGCCACUAACAGCCCGUCUUUGCCAGUAACUGACGCCACUAACAAACCUACAUCCCCAACUGCCUGUAUCAUUAACAAACCAUCGUCCCCGGUGGCCAGUAUCACUCUAAAACCAACUUUUCCAGUUACAAAUGUAGCAUACAAAUCUGUGUCUCCAACAACCGAUGUCACUCACAAACCCCUGUCACCAGAGCAAACAGUCCCGGUCAGCCACGGAUACAAGCGCCCAUCCUCAUCGGGUGAUAACUUUGGUAGACCAUCUGCCGGAGGGGUUGAAGGCAGUCCCUGUAGUUCACCAGUGAGGGAUGUGAAGCAGCCUCUUCCAGUAGCGAGCAGCUUUCAAAUCACAAACAGGGCCAAAUAUUCUGAAAGGACCAAGAGUGAUGGCUGUGCGGCACCCAGCCCCACCAGGGACAAGCCACCCACUCAGGCCUCAUCACUGGACUCCAAGGGGGUGGGCAUGGUCCGGGCAGAGCUGGUGGUAGUCCAGAAUGAGUCUUCAGAGAGUGAGGAGAACGAGGAUGAGAAUGUUGAAGAUAAUGUGUUUGAGGAGCAGAAGGUACAAAGCCCCAAAGACCUGCGAACAGACCUAAAAAGAAACUUGCUGUUGGAAGAGCAGAGUGGUAGCCCUGCUCAACAUGUCACUGCAGGACAUACUGCAAAAGAGGCACAAAUUGUAUCAGAGAAAGCGGGUGCAAGUAAGGUCCCAGAGGAUAAAGAGCAGCUUGGGUUUAAAGAGGAGAGGAAGGAAGAGACCCUAGUGGUUAGUCAAGUCAGUGAGGAUAAUCAUGAGGAAGAUGAUGAGGUAGCUGAGGAGGAGAGUGAGCAGGAAGAGCAGGUGGGCCAGGUUACCCAGGAGAGGGCCUCUCCGAUCGUGUACGGUAUUGAGAACGCAGCGUUUGUGGAUGACAGGGAUGUAGACCAGGUCCUCAGGGAAGAAGAAGAGGAGGAGGAAGAGGAAGGAGAGGAUCAGCAGGAGCAAGAGGAGGAGGAAAGGGAGUAUGAGGACUAUGAGGAGGCCCCUGGGCUGUCGGAUGAGGAGGAUCCCCCCCCAAAGAGGAAAAUCAAGUUCUCCACAGAGCCUAUUCUGGUAUUCAGCACCUAUUCAAAUGAGGAUUACGAUCGGCGCAAUGAUGAGGUGGACCCAGUGGCAGCAUCGGCAGAGUACGAGCUGGAGAAAAGAGUGGAGAAGAUGGACGUGUUCCCUGUGGAGAUCGAAAAGGGAGACAAUGGAUUAGGCAUCAGUAUCAUAGGAAUGGGAGUUGGAGCUGACCAGGGUCUGGAGAAGCUGGGAAUCUUUGUGAAAACCAUAACAGAGCGAGGAGCAGCUGAGAGAGAUGGACGAAUCCAGGUGAAUGACCAGAUAGUGGAGGUGGAUGGGAUCAGUCUGGUGGGAGUCACCCAGCUGUUUGCUGCUACAGUCCUGAAGAACACUAAAGGCACAGUCAGAUUCCUGAUUGGUCGGGAAAAGCCAGGGACACAGAGUGAGGUAGCCCGCCUCAUAAGUGAAACCCUAGAGCAGGAGAAGAACCAGCAGCAACAGCAACAACACCUGGAUGACCCUUAUGAACACUCCACAGAGGAGGAGGAGCACUAUGAGGAGGAGGGAGUAGAGGAGGGGAUUCUGAGCUCCAGUUUCUGUGGAGGAAGGAAUGUAGAGGUGUUUGAGCUGCCUGAUUCAGAGGCCUUGUUUAUGCCGACCAACAUGGACGCCUCUCAGAUGGCCUUCAAGUUCAAAGAGCUUCAGCUCAAACACAGCAUCGCAGCAGCUGAAAUAAAUCAACUAAAGGAAAAGCUAAGGGCAGCUGAGGAGGACAAAUCAUUGUGGGAUGCCAGGGAGACUGCGCUGGAGCAGAAGAUUGAGAACAGCAAUGAGAAGAUCCUGAAGCUGGAGAGUUACUGGCUGGAGGCUCAAGCCCUGUGUAAAAGCGUCAACGAACAGCUAGCUGAGGCUCAGUCCCAAUAUGAGACUCUGGACAAGAAGUACAACAAGGCUAAGAAACUGCUCAAGGACUAUCAGCAAAAAGAGAUAGACUUUGUGAAGAAAGAGGAGGAACUGAAGAAAGUUCUCGAUGAGAAGGAGAAAUGGUACAAGGAGCAACUGGAGAGUUUGCAGGACAGGAUAGCUGCCCUGGAGUCCAGAGGGCCAGUGGAGAGCCAGUCUGGUCAGGAGCCAGUAGCAGAGGAGAGGUUGUGCGGCCAAAGCCCAGUCACGAACACACCAUCUGUUGACUCACUACUAGACCAAGACUGGAGUGAGUUGGUCCCUGAGACUGAGCGAUUGGACACCAGUGCACAUAAAGCAAAAGGCCUGCUGGCUCAGAAAGCCAAGCGUCAGCCCCCUUCUCGGACCAAACUGAAGGAGAGCCUUGCAGUGGCCUCAAGUCACUCUCAGGAGACAGAGGAAGAGGAGGAUCAGGAGGAACAGGAAACUCCCAAGAGGAGGAGAUCCAUUCAGGAGAGCCUGUCUCUGCCAGUCCCUGUCUGCUAUCCUGGAAAUGGACAGAAAGAUGAUCCAGUCGAGCCUAGAGAUAGAUCCAGGAGUAAGGCGGAGCUCUCCAGCAGCCCUUCAUUGUCACCAUCCCAGAGAGAUAGUGUUGAAAGCGGGGGUAGCCCCUCUCUUUCCCCCCCAAAAGACUCUUCUUCACCACACUCCCCCUCAGGAUUCCUGCGCAACGUCAAGAAGAGGGAAUCAAAAGGCAAGGGCAAAGAGCUCAAAGAGGAUGCCAAUGAGUCCACCUCUGCUGGAAAAUCUAAAAGACGAUUUCCUGACUUUGGGGGCCUCCGGAAGUCAGGUGGCAAAGGGAAGAAACAUGACAAGGAGGCAAUGAGAGCAUCUCUGGACAGCAGGGGCUCUGCAGAGCUACUAGAGGAGUCUGGAGGGAACCUGUCUCCUUCAGAGUCCAUGACAUCCAUCCCUACUUGUAUGCCCUUCUCAUGGUUUGGGGACAGAGAUAAGGACAGGGACAAGGAGCCAUCCUCUUCCAGCAGUAGUCUGCCAUACGCUGCCACGGAAACCAGCAGUGAACAAAGCCAGGAUCGCAAGAACAAGACAAAUCUCUCCUGGUCCUCUUUAUUCAGUCGCUCAUUAGAUUUGAGUUUGUCAGUCAUAGAUGAUUCUAACCCUGCCAGUCCCAGUUCAGACAUCUCUGGGUUAGUUGCUGAACCCAAUCUGUCUGGGCGCUCACACACUUUAAUCUUCUCUUCCACCGAGACCUUGGACGAUGAGCCAGUCCCCACAGGAAAGGAGUAUCAGUGGCAGAACCGGCCUGUGUCUGAAUGGACCAAUCAGCAAGUCUGUCACUGGUUGAUGGGCAUGAACAUGGACCAAUACACAGCUGAGUUCACAGCCAAAGGAGUGGAUGGCCAGCAGCUCAUGCACCUUGAUAGUGACAAGUUGAAGGCGCUGGGUGUGUCAAGUCAGAGCGACCGUUCAACCAUCAAGAAAAAGCUCAAAGACAUGCGCAAGGCCCAGGAGAAGCUGGAGAAGCAGAGAGAGAAAAGAGAGAAAGAGGCUCGACGCAGUGGGAGACUGCCGGUCAGUUCAGACUCUGUCUGCUGAGGUAGAAGCUGUGAAGGCUAAACUCAAGCAGCUUAUCCUGUUUCACAUUCUGUGUCAGUGUCAUCCAGUUUACUGCUCAUGGUGACACAAAUAAACGCCACACAUAACCACAGACCAUGACUGUGCUUGGAGUGCACCUGUGUUGAUUGAAGUGCCAGUCAUGAUUUAUCUUCAUACUGUAGCUCCUGGUUCAUUUCUCAUUCUGGUUUCUCUCAAAACUUUAUAGCUAGUAAAACAUUUCUUCACGGUUCCUCGGAUCAAACCUUUUAAUUUGUGAGAGAAAGAGGGAACAUAAAAAACGACCACGGUUGGGUAUGUGACCAAAAAGGUAACCUAACAUUUUUUUACCACUAUAAAGCUAGAAGCUAUAAUUAUAAUUAUUAUUAAAAAAAAAAAAAAAGUCUGUUUUCAGAUCUAAUGUAGUUGUCGCAAGUAAUGCACACAUUUACCUAUGGAAGUCAAAUGUAUACAGCAAAGCUUUUUAAACAUUUUAUAUUAUUUUUGCUAGUUUAACUUGCCUGUAGCCAUGUACAAAAUCUUUUGCAGAAACAGUUAUUGUACAGUUCAGAUAAAAGCACUAUGUCUUUUAAGCUUCAAAGGGCGACAAGGUUUUGAGUGUAUAAAUACGUUUUAUACAUGUGCCUAGUAACUGCAUAACUUUUUUAAAAACAGAAAUAUUGAGGUUCAUUUUAUACUAUUUACUUUUUUCUACUAAGUAGAAUAGCAAGGAUGAGAUCAUUUUUGCUGAAUGAAAAGCAACAAAACAAGUGGGGACGAGGUGAAUGCUGCUUCCGCUGUCCCUGACUGUGCCUGGGUUGGUGAUGCACUGCGCUGUGGUCCAAAUGAACUUGCAGGUUGCGUCACUGAAGUGGUACCAUGAUGUUCCAUGUAAAUAUACACAGCAUGUAGGUCUGCCGCGCCUCGCUGGUCCAUAGUCAGUCAGAUGUGCCUCAAGUAGGGAACGUACUUCCAUGUGACUAUGAAUGUAAGGGUGCACCAUGAGUGUUCACAGCCAAACCGAAGUGCUUCCUUUUUCUUGUUGCAGUUCAAGCAUGAUUCAAUGUUCUGUAUAUUUCAUGGAAUAUAACAUGUUGGACUGCAAGAAAAUGAUGUUUUCCACAGAAACAGAUUUCUUGGUACAUACUGUAAAGCACCAAUAAACUAAUUUUCACUUUG